AUGGCUCCGGGGAACCACAGUGCCGUCACGGAGUUUGUUCUCCUUGGGCUGUCUGCUGACCCCCACGUUGAGGCUCUGCUCUUUGUGUUCUUCCUGCUGAUUUACAUUCUGACCAUAAUGGGGAACCUCAUGAUGCUGCUAGUGAUCAAGAGUGAUUCCCGUCUCCACACGCCCAUGUACUUCUUCCUGAGCAAUCUGUCAUUCCUAGACCUCUGUUUCUCUUCUGUCACGGUGCCCAAGCUGCUGGAGGACCUCCUGUCGGAGAAGAAAACCAUCUCAGUAGAGGGCUGCCUGACACAGGUCUUCUUCGUGUUUAUCACAGCAGGGACUGAAGCGUUCCUGCUAUCAAUGAUGGCUUAUGAUCGCUAUGCCGCCAUCUGCCACCCACUGCUCUAUGGUCAAGUGAUGAACAACCAACUCUGUGUGAAGCUAGUGUUGACCUCAUGGGGCCUGGCCUCUCUCAAUUCAGUUGUCAUUGUGCUUUUGGCUGUUAACCUAGACUUCUGUGAGGUCCCAACUAUACACCACUACACCUGUGAGCUUCCCUCACUCUUGCCUCUGUCUUGCUCUGACAUCUCCAUCCAUAUUGAUAUCCUAAUCUGUUCGACUUUACUGCAUGGGCUUGGAACCUUCUUCCCAAUUUUCAUCUCCUAUGUCCGUAUUAUCUCUACCAUCCUGAGCAUCAGCUCCACCACAGGCCGAAGCAAGGCCUUCAACACCUGCUCUUCCCACCUAAUUGCUGUGAUCUUGUUCUUUGGUUCAGGCUUGAUUCGCUAUCUCAUGCCCACCUCUGGCUCCUCCCUUGAUUUGCUGGCUUCGCUGCAGUACAGUGUGGUCACUCCCAUGCUGAAUCCCCUCAUCUACAGCCUAAAGAACAAGGAUGUGAAAGCAGCUUUGAAAAAGAUGCUGGAGAAGGGUCUGUGA
Echinops telfairi (small Madagascar hedgehog) is the source of this 924-nucleotide messenger RNA. Its product is annotated as olfactory receptor 8S1-like. The coding region runs from base 1 to 924 and encodes 307 amino acids. Gene Ontology annotation, biological process: G protein-coupled receptor signaling pathway. NCBI's taxonomy places the organism in Eukaryota, Metazoa, Chordata, Mammalia, Afrosoricida, Tenrecidae. Gene Ontology annotation, cellular component: membrane. The transcript has a single exon. Gene Ontology annotation, molecular function: olfactory receptor activity; G protein-coupled receptor activity. The record is from RefSeq and is a predicted model, not a curated record.